UUAUGGCCUUAUCAACAAGAACACGUUAUGCAAUACCAGCACCUUUGACGGGAUGCGCAGACAACUGGACGCCGGUUCAUCUGACAGUUUCCUAUACGAAUCUUACCACACUAACUCAGAUAUCCGUCGAGUUUCAUCUUUCGCUGAUUGUCGAACGGGAUAAUGCUCACGAGGUUAACAUUCGUUUCUGUAUGUGGGACAGCGAAUCGGACGAUUCGUUGGACGCUGGCGUACCAGUAGCAGACGGAUUUGGACAAGGUGAAGCCGUAUCAUAUACAUCAUUACCCGACGGGCGAUACUGUGUAUAUGGAAUAGGGAACGCCGAGGUAAACAUGGAAGAGAAAAGAUGGGAAUGGUCACAUGGGUCUUGUCCUAAAGGCUUCGAGUCAGGUUUCUCCACAUUUCCGUUCAACUCAACAGCCGUUAUUCCCCAGGAUUUCCGAACCAACCCCGUACCCAUACCAACACCGUUCUCGAUAUACACCAUUAACAUCAGCAUGGCCCACUACUGUUGUGCAGAGUCAGGCGAUGUCAACACGGCCAUCGAAUUGCCUUUCGUAAUUCCAUUUUUCCUUUUCCCGCUCAAAUCGACGGAAUGUCAGCGAGUGCGGGGUAUGAAGCAUCGGCUUGAGCACGUUGAAUGGCCUUCGAUGAAGUACCAUGGCGGAGCGCAUCCUUAUACAAACAACUCGCGCUUCUACUACUGCUAUUAUGAACCGGACACUAUUGCAAUGGAACAAAACAUCGUCAUAGCAACAUAUACAGUCAUGAUUGGGACUCCAACUAUCACUUUCAUCGUCCUUUGUGCGUGUCGAUUUACUCACAGGAAACUGCGAAAGAGAAAGAAACAACGCCAAUCCUUGUUGGCGGCAGCGUGCUCGACCGCAACCAGCGAGGCACCAGUCGUCAAGGCAUGAUCGUCGUCAAGUUGAGAUGGUGGAUGAUGACGAAAACGACUUCAAGACAACAGGUUUUGGGCACGAACAAUGAACUUUAUAGAGGACUAAAAUCAAAAGAAUUUAUGAGAUAGAACAAGUCAAAAAUUGGGCUUUGCAAAUACACUAUCGGUCAACUUUCGAUGUCUGAUAUCAACUCUAAGAACGGAGAGUCGAGUCACAUUGGACAAUCGCAAGAACAGAAGACGGAUGAAAGUGACUCAUCAAGAUUAGAUGAGGGUCUGAUGUAAAUUGGCUCAAUAUCGUUGAGGCCGAUCUAAUAAAAAUUGGCACGAAGUCGUCGGCUUGGCAAAUUGGAUAAGGUGACGUUUUCACGGAACCCAUGAACGUUUUGCGAUAAGGUUUUGCGAGUAUACUCGAUUUGCCGAUAAAUGGUUAUGUCCAACGCUCGUAAUUUGAUGCGACAAAAGUGCCCAAAAUGUGCGCCAUAUUGUUAGGAAGCCUCGGGAGUUGUUUGAAGGGUCGCUUGGAGUCAAUAUUCAUUCUAAAGAAGUUUCAACGCAAAAUAUAACAAAGUUACUCACGCAAGAAAAGGGACUCCAAGCGAUCCCCGGGCCUUAGCCAACAUGUCAAAACGAAGGUGGAAAAUAAAUUGUAAACUUUAUUUUGAAUCACAACUGAUCCCUGAAAACAGUGAUUGUUGCAAAAAAUUAUGAGGGAAAAAUAAAAGUUUUGAUGCAGAGUACACAGUAAGGCAAACUUAAAAUGUGCUCAUCCAUUGAGGUCAAACAUAGCCUGACAAAAAGGCUCAAAGAUUUCUUUUCAGAAAAUAAGACGACUUAAAAUUUUUGAACAUUUUUGGUUUCCUGAAGUAAUGGGGCAUCAGUAAAAUGGGCUUGAUUUAUUUAUGUGCCCCACCCUCCUCAUCAUAUCCGUUUAUCUCUCCUCUCUUUCUCUCAUCCCCCAUAUCUCUCUCCCCCUCUCUCUCUCCAAUACACACAGGCGCACACAUACACAGUAUCUCCAUGUUUCUCCCUCUUCUAUUUUCUCUUCUCUUUUUAUCAGUCCCCAGUUCUCUCCCCCUCUUCACCCUACCUCUAUAUUUUUCAUUCAAACUCUUCAUGACAUAAAUUCUCCUUGAAAUUUUAUGUGCAUGGGUA
Lytechinus variegatus (green sea urchin) is the source of this 2056-nucleotide messenger RNA. RefSeq lists its product as uncharacterized. Gene Ontology annotation, molecular function: wide pore channel activity. Bases 3 to 917 code for a protein of 304 amino acids. The record is from RefSeq and is a predicted model, not a curated record. The transcript is spliced from 6 exons. Gene Ontology annotation, cellular component: membrane. Lineage: Eukaryota; Metazoa; Echinodermata; Echinoidea; Temnopleuroida; Toxopneustidae.